AUGCAAUCACAGUCACACAACCUACAAUGUGCCGUGGGUGGCAACGCCGAUGAAUGUGACACACCCAGGCUGAGGUUUAGGGCAAAUAAUCCAGUUGCAGUUACACGUCACUCUUUAACCCCUCCCCCCAAGUGCACAAGACGUCCCCGAGUGUGGUCUGUCGUAAGAGAACAGAGACUGGAGCAGAGCGGAUCCACGGUUACAACUCUGACAAACUGUGCUUCCCACAAAGGAAAUUCACCUAAACACACUGGGACGAGGUCCAAUCCACAAAAUCCAGAGUGUGCGCCCAACCGCAACCGAGCGCUUCCUAGCAGAUUCACACAUCUGCUCAGUCCAAGCGUCCGCAGGGUGGAAGUCGGGUUCAAGCUGGACGAAGGAGAGGAGAGCGGGCCCGGCGGCCCGGCUUUCGUGCUGAGACACAGAACUUGCAGCCAUGCAGAGCACACUGCGGCGGAGCCUGCGAGAUCUUCCGCCGCACUCACCUCAGGUUCUUCAAAUGAACACCUCAGCACCGAUCUGUGCCACUCACACAAUGGGUCCCUCCCGACGUGCGACGAGGAGAGAAUACAAGAGGAGGAAGAUGUCAAGGGCGAGCGAGAAGAGAGGAGUAGCGACGAAGGCUUCAUGGGAAUGACGCCGCUUCUUCAGGCUCACCACGCCAUGGAGAAGAUGGAGGAGUUUGUACACAAGGUGUGGGAGGGCCGAUGGCGCGUCAUCCCUCACGACGUGCUCCCCGAUUGGCUGAAGGACAACGACUUCCUUGUGCACGGCCACAGGCCGCCCAUGCCUUCCUUCCGCGCCUGCUUCCGGAGCAUCUUCAGGAUCCACACCGAGACAGGCAACAUCUGGACACAUCUGCUCGGCUGCCUGUUUUUCCUCUGCCUGGGCCUGAUGUACAUGUUCCGACCCAACAUGUCGUUCGUGGCACCGGUCCAGGAGAAGGUGGCUAUCGGCAUGUUUUUCCUGGGCGCCAUCCUCUGCCUGUCCUUCUCGUGGCUCUUCCACACAGUCUACUGCCAUUCGGAGGGCGUGUCCAGGGUCUUCUCCAAGUUGGACUACAGCGGCAUCGCCUUCCUGAUCAUGGGCUCGUUCGUACCGUGGCUCUACUAUUCCUUCUACUGCUCUCCUCAGCCGUGCUUCAUCUACCUGCUGGUGGUGUGCGUGCUGGGCCUGUCCGCCAUCAUUGUAUCCCAGUGUGACUUUUUCGCCACGCCGCAAUACCGAGGGGUCCGCGCAGGUGUGUUUGUGGGCUUGGGGCUGAGCGGCGUGGUCCCCACUCUCCACUUCGUCAUCAGCGAGGGCCUCAUCAGAGCCACCACCAUGGGACAGAUAGGCUGGCUUUUCCUCAUGGCCACGCUUUACAUCACCGGAGCCUGCCUGUACGCCGCUCGUAUCCCGGAGAGGUUCUUCCCCGGCAAGUGUGACAUCUGGUUCCACUCUCACCAGUUGUUCCACAUUCUGGUGGUGGCAGGCGCGUUUGUCCACUUCCACGGCGUCUCCAACCUGCAGGAGUUCCGCUACACAGCUGGAGCAGGUUGCACUGAUGACAGAAUGCUCUAACACACGCCGCGUGUUCACUACACCUUACUACAGGGAGCCGGCGCUUGCUUCUUAAUAAUGACGCACACACUCGCUGGCCUCCCUCCUCAGAGGAGGACAAACGUGGCUUGUCAUGUCGUGGGACGGCCUCGCACGGGGGCACCUUUUCAAAACUGACGCGUUGGCCACUUUUUGAGAGGUUUGCUAAUUGCUAGCUAGAACCUCCGGACAUUAACAAUCCAUUUCUUCUUGGAGAUUUUCAAGAUUUUUAUCGCAAAGGAAGCAUCAUUUUUCUAUAAAAUAUUUUUUGGGGAGGGUGAGUUUUUGUUCGUUUGAAUGCAGUUUUUUUUCUAAUUCAAACCUAAAGAGCAUUCAUAUUUAAAAAGUACUUGAAUAUCUUCCGUGAUUGUGAGGGUUACAAGGGGCUUCUUAGGGGUAUCGCUUUUAAAUAAAAUUAAAGUUUUUCAUGUGAAUAAGAUUUCUAAAUUUGGGUUAUAGAUUUGUAUGAAAUAUAUAUAUUAAAAUGGAACAAAAAAUAUGGCUGUGUUGGUGAGGAUGCGGUGCUACAGUGGAACUAUUGUUCCUACUUUAUUGAAUAUGCAAGGAAAAGCAGUGAAAAGGUCUCAGAUUUUAUUUUUACUUUUCCAUCUCUCAUGUUUGCCGCACCUUCCAACUCAGAGCUCUUGCGAAUGUUUGCGCUCGAAACCAAAUCUAAAAUAAUAUGAAAGAAUAUUCUCAAUAUGUAGCCAUUUUUAUUCAUUUAUUUUCUCUCAAUACCGUCAUUUUUUUAUGUAUUUUAGUCAGACUGAAAGCAAAACCAAAUAAAUCACAUUUAAAACGUCAACAUUAAAAGACAUCAGUAAACAACUCAAAUAUGACCUAAGGCUUCUAUUGUUUGAAUGAUUUCUUUAUUUUUGGUGAAUCUGUUUUUGACAUCAACGUGCUCUGGUAAUGAUUGAUGAGUGUCUUCAAAUAUCUAUUUGCUUUUGUCAUGAUAUAUUUUUAUUAUGUUUACCUUCUAUUAAUUUAUUGCAAAUGUGUUGUGAUGGGAAUGUUUGCUACAGAGACCUUCAUAUCUGCUGUACUGUUCUAAUAAAGAUGCUUUGGUGAAUUCUA
Syngnathus acus (greater pipefish) is the source of this 2658-nucleotide messenger RNA. RefSeq names its product adiponectin receptor protein 2-like. Bases 1 to 1563 code for a protein of 520 amino acids. Gene Ontology annotation, cellular component: plasma membrane. The record is from RefSeq and is a predicted model, not a curated record. Lineage: Eukaryota; Metazoa; Chordata; Actinopteri; Syngnathiformes; Syngnathidae. The transcript has 9 exons. Gene Ontology annotation, biological process: adiponectin-activated signaling pathway. Gene Ontology annotation, molecular function: signaling receptor activity.